AUGUAAUUAACGAAAUAUAUACUUAUACAAAUAUAUUGUGUAGAAUUUGUAUUCACUCCGUGGGUGUAUAUAAAUAACGUUUCCUUCCUAAUCUUCCACGCACAAGUUCUCUUCUUCUUCAACCUCAGAUGGAUCUGAGUACUGUAACAUUCCUCUUCUUUGCUCUUCUUAUCUCAUCAGUCAAAGCUUUUGAUCCCUGUGCCACCCAACCCGACGCCUCUGAUCUCUCCGUCAUUCCAAUCUACGGCAAAUGCUCACCUUUUACCGCACCCAAGUCUAACUCAUGGGUUACCACAGUCAUCGACAUGGCGUCCAAGGACCCGGAGCGGGUCAAGUACUUGUCCAGCCUUGUGGGUCAGAAGACCACUGCGGUACCCAUUGCUUCCGGCCAGCAGGUUCUAAACACCGCCAACUAUGUCGUCCGGGUCAAAUUGGGUAACCCAGGUCAGCUCAUGUUCAUGGUUCUCGAUACCAGUAAUGACGCUGCUUGGGUCCCCUGUGCCGGCUGUACUGGGUGCUCUGCAACCACUUUUCAACCCAAUACCUCUUCCACGUACAGGUCGUUGGACUGCUCCAUGACCCAAUGUACCCAAGUACGAGGCCUCUCGUGUCCGGAGACCGGGAAUUCCGCUUGCCUCUUUAACCAAUCCUACGGCGGAGACUCCUCGUUAUCCGCCACGCUUGUGCAAGAUUCUCUUGCAUUGGCGAACGACGUCCUUCCUAAUUUCGUCUUUGGAUGCAUAAACAGCAUCUCGGGCGGGUCAAUUCCGCCCCAAGGGUUACUGGGUCUGGGUCGGGGACCCAUGUCGUUGAUCUCACAGUCCCAGUCGCUUUACUCCGGUGUGUUCUCCUACUGUUUGCCCAGCUUCAGAUCCUACUACUUUUCCGGAUCCCUAAAACUUGGUCCGGUGGGUCAACCCAAAAACAUCCGGACUACUCCACUUUUACAUAACCCACACCGCCCAUCUCUCUACUACGUCAACCUAACCGGAAUCAGCGUCGGCCGAGUCCUCGUCCCCGUCGAACCAGAACUCUUAGCCUUCAACCCGAACACCGGCGCUGGCACCAUCAUCGAUUCCGGUACGGUGAUAACCCGAUUCGUACCACCCGUUUACACAGCGAUUCGGGACGAGUUCAGGAAACAGGUGAAAGGCCCGUUUUCGUCAUUGGGAGCAUUUGACACGUGCUUUGCGGCGACGUAUGAGGCGGUGGCGCCGGUGAUAACACUGCAUUUUACAGGCAUGGACUUGAAGUUGCCGAUGGAGAAUAGCUUGAUACACAGCAGUGCAGGGUCUCUUGCUUGCUUGUCGAUGGCGGCGGCGCCGAAUAACGUGAACUCAGUGCUGAAUGUUAUAGCCAAUUUGCAGCAGCAGAAUCUUAGGAUGAUGUUUGAUGAGGCGAAUUCUCGCUUGGGAAUCGCCCGUGAACUCUGCAACUAGAUAUUUUUUUAGGCGCCUGAUUAUCUUCUUCCUCCGUUUCUGGUAUCCUUGUCGUUAGUGAAUAAUCUCUCUGUCUUAAUCAAAUAUGCCGUGUUAAUCCCGUGCAAGAGAAUUCUCUUUGGAUUAUUAAAGUAAUAUUUUUCAA
Molecule: messenger RNA, 1584 nt
Organism: Carica papaya (papaya)
Lineage: Eukaryota; Viridiplantae; Streptophyta; Magnoliopsida; Brassicales; Caricaceae
Product: Eukaryotic aspartyl protease family protein
Biological process (GO): proteolysis
Molecular function (GO): aspartic-type endopeptidase activity
Source: RefSeq, a predicted model, not a curated record